AUGUCCAGCAACCUGUCCUUCAUCCUCAACAAACCAGGCGACGUCUCCUUCGCCGAACGUCCCAAACCAACCCUCGAAUCCCCCCACGAUGUCCUCGUCGCCGUAAACUACACCGGCAUCUGCGGCUCAGACGUCCACUACUGGGUCCACGGCUCAAUCGGCAAAUUCGUCGUCGAAGACCCCAUGGUUCUCGGCCACGAAUCCGCCGGCACAAUCGUAGAGAUUGGCUCCAAAGUAAAGAACCUCAAGGUCGGAGACCGUGUCGCUCUUGAACCCGGUUACCCCUGCAGACGAUGCGGUAACUGUCUCGCCGGCAAGUACAAUCUUUGCCCUGAUAUGGUCUUUGCCGCUACGCCGCCUUACCAUGGUACUCUUACCGGUUUCUGGUCUGCGCCUGCGGACUUUUGCUUUAAGUUGCCUGAGAAUGUUUCGCUUCAGGAGGGUGCGCUGAUUGAGCCGCUCGCUGUCGCUGUGCAUAUCGUUAAGCAGGCGCGCGUCAAGCCCGGUGAUUCCGUCGUUGUCAUGGGCGCUGGACCUGUUGGUCUUCUCUGCGCGGCCGUCGCAAAGGCGUACGGUGCUUCCAAGAUCGUCAGUGUGGAUAUUGUCCAGAGCAAGCUUGACUUUGCAAAGGACUUUGCUUCCACGCACACUUAUGCCUCUCAGCGCAUUGCGCCUGAGGAGAAUGCCAAGAACAUCUGUGACCUGGCUGGUCUGCCUGACGGAGCGGAUGUAGUCAUCGAUGCAUCCGGUGCUGAGCCUUCCAUCCAAGCCUCUAUCCACGUUCUCAAGAACGGAGGUUCUUACGUCCAGGGCGGUAUGGGCAAGGCCGACAUUACUUUCCCCAUCAUGGCAUUCUGCAUCAAGGAGGCUACAGCAAGCGGAUCAUUCCGAUACGGCGCUGGCGAUUAUCCUCUUGCCGUUGAGCUUGUCGCUACUGGCAAGGUCGAUGUCAAGAAGCUGAUUACUGGUGUUGUGGACUUUAAGCAGGCUGAGGAGGCAUUUAAGAAGGUCAAGGAGGGAGAGGCGAUCAAGGUUCUUAUCAAGGGACCUAACGAGCAGUAA
Messenger RNA from Fusarium coffeatum, 1062 nucleotides. RefSeq lists its product as uncharacterized. The transcript is spliced from 2 exons. Bases 1 to 1062 code for a protein of 353 amino acids. Gene Ontology annotation, biological process: D-sorbitol catabolic process. NCBI's taxonomy places the organism in Eukaryota, Fungi, Ascomycota, Sordariomycetes, Hypocreales, Nectriaceae. The record is from RefSeq and is a predicted model, not a curated record. Gene Ontology annotation, molecular function: L-iditol 2-dehydrogenase (NAD+) activity; zinc ion binding.